GCUCUAACAAGGAAUCGGUGCAUUUAUUUCUUCGUCAUCCGCCCUCUUUCCUCCUGGAUCGAUGGAUCCAUCUUGUCUCGUUCUCUAGGCAUUGAUUUCUUGUGGGGACUACUAGCGAUUGAUGCGAGGAAAGGGGCCGCGGAGUGGAAUGCCGGAUGGACGUGGAUUGAUGCCAACGCUUCAAUCGUCUCGUGUGUUUGUCCUGGCGCUAUCGCUCGGAGCCGAUUUCCCCGCGGCGAUGCUGCCGACAAAGCGACGCCGACGCGCAGGAUGAUCGAUCCAAUCCAUCAGUUCCGUCGGCCGGCGAUCAAACAGGGUCUGGGUAGGAGAAGGGAAUCCGGCAAUCAUUGGCGGCACGUUAUCUUUUCGAUCGCGCUAUAAAAUGGGGCUGAUAAUCCUAUCAUUCCAGAAGGAUUGAUUGAUCGGCCUGAUGGUCGAUCGAUACAGCGGAUUACCGGGUGGAGCAAUGCCGCUGCCCUGGAUCUCGACGGCAUUGUUCGUGCUCUUGGCCGGGUAUGCGAAAUAUGUGACCAGCUCGAAAGAAUGCGACCGCGUCCACUAUCUUCCAGGGAGUGACGCCAAUCUCUACCACUUCGAUCAGUACGCCGGCUAUGUGACCGUGAAUCAAAGCGCUGGGAGAGCUCUCUUCUACUGGUUCACCCAGGCCACGCACGAUCCGGCGUCCAAGCCGCUUGUUCUAUGGCUUAAUGGAGGUCCCGGUUGCUCCUCGAUCGCGUAUGGCGCUAUGCAAGAGCUUGGGCCAUAUCGCAUUACCAAGUCGGGACUCUCCCACAACAAAUUUUCCUGGAACAGGGUCGCGAAUGUCUUGUUCUUGGAGUCUCCUGCAGGAGUUGGCUUCUCUUACUCCAAUACGAGCAGCGAUUUGAAAUUUCCAGGAGAUAAGAACACAGCCAGGGACUCUUAUAUUUUUCUUGAGAGAUGGUUAGAGCGGUUUCCCGAGUACAAGAAGAGAGAUUUCUACAUCACUGGUGAAAGUUAUGCUGGACAUUACGUUCCUCAGCUUGCAAAUGUCAUAUACAACAAGAACAAGAAGAAAGAAAAUCCAGAUAUAAAUCUGAAAGGCUUCAUGGUUGGAAAUGCACUGCUGGAUCACGAGAAAGACAGAAUUGGCAGAGUGGACUUCUGGUGGUCGCACGCUCUCAUUUCCCACAACACGUAUCGUUCCAUCGUCCGCUACUGUAAUCUCAAAGGCGAGACAAACGGGACUCAAGACCAAUGCAGCAAAAUCGUGUUGUAUGCCUACCAGCACGAGUUCGGUACCAUGGAUCGCUACAACAUCUAUGCUCCGGUGUGUCUUCGCGCCAGUUCUUCUCAGAGAACGUUCACACGGUUCUUUAGUGAUCCCGUGUCGAGAAUAUACCAAUACAGCGGGUAUGAUCCUUGUGGGGAUGACUACGUUGAGGUCUACUUCAACAGACCGGACGUCCAACAAGCUCUCCAUGCCAACGUAACAGGCAUUCCUUACAACUGGACGGGAUGCAGCGAAACGAUUAACACCAACUGGCAAGAUUCGGAUGAGACAAUGCUGCCGAUUUAUAGAAAGCUGAUGAAAGCCGGACUAAGAAUCUGGGUGUACAGUGGAGACGUCGACUCGGUUGUUCCAGUGACUUCUUCACGAUACUCGGUUGAGAAACUCAAGCUUAACACAACGAAACCGUGGUAUCCAUGGUACCGAAACAAACAGGUUGGUGGAUACACGGAAAUUUACGAUGGGCUGGCAUUUGUGACGGUCCGAGGUGCUGGCCAUGAGGUACCAAUGUUCCAACCCGGCCGCGCCUUCACGCUCAUCAAAUCCUUCCUGGCUGGAAAGCCAAUGCCAUCCGGAGACUCAAAAUCUCACAAAGUGAGAGAAUGAAUUGUCAGGGGACACUUUUACCAAGGUAUCUUUGUUGAGUUCGUAUUUAUUGCUCUACCGGAUCGCUGCUAGCAGAGAAAAAAAAACGUAUAAUUCCGGAAGAACGGGAUGAGAUGAUUUGGCAGCCAAGAUGUGAUUUGGGAACACAAGAAGUAAAGUUUCCUGUUUUUUUCUCCAGUGAAACUCUUCAGUCUUUGUGAGCCUGAACGCCAGGUUGAGUAUAGCGUUCUCUUGGUCGAAUGGUUCUGGCAACUUCUGGUAGAGCUCCUCAUCCUGAAAGAUUGUAAGAAAAAUAAUCCAAUAACAAAGCGAUAUUAUACCAUGAA
Selaginella moellendorffii is the source of this 2202-nucleotide messenger RNA. Its product is annotated as serine carboxypeptidase 24. The record is from RefSeq and is a predicted model, not a curated record. The coding region runs from base 431 to 1876 and encodes 481 amino acids. Gene Ontology annotation, biological process: proteolysis. Gene Ontology annotation, molecular function: serine-type carboxypeptidase activity. Gene Ontology annotation, cellular component: vacuole. NCBI's taxonomy places the organism in Eukaryota, Viridiplantae, Streptophyta, Lycopodiopsida, Selaginellales, Selaginellaceae. The transcript has 11 exons.